Molecule: messenger RNA, 710 nt
Organism: Theileria equi strain WA
Lineage: Eukaryota; Apicomplexa; Aconoidasida; Piroplasmida; Theileriidae
Exons: 2
Coding region: 77-625 (182 amino acids)
Cellular component (GO): mitochondrion
Molecular function (GO): holocytochrome-c synthase activity
Source: RefSeq, a predicted model, not a curated record
AGUCGGAGUUUUAACCUGCGAUUGCCUAUGCCUAAAGGCUGCCAAUGACACCGAUUAGACCGAAAGAGUCUACAAGAUGGACAGAAUCCUCGGCAUUUUCCGAAAGAAGAAGCAACCCUUGGAAGAGCCUGAAGGUUCACAUCCAGACGCGACCUUUUGUCCCAUGCUGACCAACAGCGAUAAUCAGAUGCCAUACCUGCCAAACAAACCCAUAGGAAAGGCCGGAAUAUCGCUAGAAACCGACAGGAAGACCUCGUCAAUACCAAGGGCUGGCUACGAUGAAAAUUGGGUUUAUCCGUCACCGAUGCAAUUCUACAAUGCGCUUGUGCUAAAGAACAAGAGUAAUGGAGAUGCCAAUUACAUGAAGGAAGCGGUCCACGCUCACAAUGAAGUAAAUGAGCAAUCAUGGCAAAAGGUUUUGGAAUGGGAAGUCAUGCACAAGAAAACAUGCCCUAAACCUGAGCUACGCCGAUUUGUCGGCAGAUAUAAUGCAGCAAAUCCAAAGUCAAUUUUCAAGCGGCUAUUCACAAGGUUAGCUAUUCUUGCUCAUCCACAUUUACGACUCAUUCCUCUUUCGGAUAUUCCACCCAUUAAAAAUUUGCAGAUUCGAAAAGCCCUUCGAUAGACAUGACUGGUACAUUAAUAGGUGUGGUAAGGAGAUUCGCUACAUCAUAGAUUACUACGAUGAUCCUCAAGCCAAAGAUGACCUU